CUCCUCCUCAGACGUUUUGCAUUAGAUUUGCAAAAUGAUGAGCAUCUCUUUGAUCUGGGGGAUUGUUAUAGCAGUGUGGUGUUGUUUAUGGUUUCUUCUUGGAACAAGGAGAAGGCAAAUGGGUGAACCACCUCUGGAGAACGGGUUGAUUCCAUAUCUGGGUUGUGCUCUGCAAUUUGGUGCCAAUCCUCUUGAGUUCCUCAGAGCAAAUCAAAGGAAACAUGGUCAUGUUUUCACCUGCAAACUAAUGGGAAACUAUGUCCACUUCAUCACCAAUCCCUUGUCAUACCAUAAAGUGUUGUGCCAUGGGAAAUACUUUGAUUGGAAAAAAUUUCACUUCACUGCUUCUGCAAAGGCCUUUGGACACAGAAGCAUUGACCCGAGUGAUAUAAAUACGACUGACAACAUAAGUAAAACUAUCAGCAAGACCCUGCAGGGCGAUGCCUUGAAUUCCCUCACAGAAGCCAUGAUGGAAAACCUCCAACUUGUCCUGAGACCACAGGUGGUUCCCAAGCCCAAGACGCCCGCCUGGAUGACAGAGGGGAUGUAUUCCUUCUGCUACCGAGUGAUGUUCGAAGCUGGGUAUUUCACGCUCUUUGGCAGAGAUCUUACAGGGCAAGAUGCACAAAAAGCACUCAUUCUAAAUAACCUCGACAACUUCAAGCAAUUUGACAAAAUCUUUCCAGCCCUCGUAGCAGGCUUCCCCAUUCAUGUGUUCAAGACAGGACGCUACGCCAGGGAGAAACUGGAGGAAGGCUUGCGGCUCCAGAAACUCAGAAAGAGAGACCACAUCUCGGAACUUGUCACGUUUCUCAACGACACGCUCCCCACCUUGGACGACUCGGAGAAAGCCAAGUCGUGCCUCGCUGUCCUCUGGGCCUCGCAAGCAAACACCAUUCCGGCCACUUUCUGGAGCUUAUUUCAAACGAUUAGGAACCCGGAGGCCAUGAAAGCAGCCACUGAAGAAGUGAAUAAAACGCUAGAGAACGCUGGUCAAAAAAUUAGCUUUGAAGACAGUCCUGUUUAUUUGAACCAGACGCAACUGGAUGACAUGCCCGUGCUAGACAGUAUCAUCAAGGAGUCUCUGAGACUUUCCAGUGCCUCCCUCAACAUUCGGACUGCUAAAGAGGAUUUCACUUUGUACCUCCAGGAUGGUUCCUAUAACAUCCGCAAAGAUGACAUCAUAGCUCUUUAUCCGCAGUUAAUGCAUUUAGAUCCAGAAAUCUACCCAGACCCUUUGACUUUUAAAUAUGAUCGCUAUCUUGAUGAAAAUGGCAAGACAAAGACCACUUUCUAUAGUAAUGGACUCAAGUUAAAGUAUUACUACAUGCCCUUUGGGUCAGGCGCUACUAUAUGUCCUGGAAGAUUAUUUGCUGUCCAGGAAAUCAAGCAAUUUUUGAUUCUGAUGCUUUCCUAUUUUGAACUGGAGCUCGUGGACAGCUGUGUUAAAUGUCCCCCUUUGGACCAGUCCCGGGCAGGCUUGGGCAUUUUACCACCAUUAAAUGAUAUCGAGUUUAGAUAUAAAUUCAAACAUCUGUGAACAUAUGAUUGGAAAAAGAGGACCCCGAUGCUGUUAUAAGACUGCAGGACACCAUCACUUACCAGUCUCGUUGGACAGAUGAGUUUAGUGGUAGUGGAACAGACGCAGCAGGUCCAGUUCUAUUCACCAGUGCUUGCUUGUGAAUAUUAACAUUUUGGUGACAGUUUCCAGAUGCUAUUUCAGACUCUGCAA
Molecule: messenger RNA, 1732 nt
Organism: Hippopotamus amphibius kiboko
Lineage: Eukaryota; Metazoa; Chordata; Mammalia; Artiodactyla; Hippopotamidae
Product: cytochrome P450 7A1
Exons: 6
Coding region: 35-1540 (501 amino acids)
Biological process (GO): cellular response to glucose stimulus; cholesterol catabolic process; bile acid biosynthetic process
Molecular function (GO): heme binding; cholesterol 7-alpha-monooxygenase activity; iron ion binding
Source: RefSeq, a predicted model, not a curated record